UACAAUUUCUUCUCCACUGUCUUCCUCCAUGAAAGAUAUGGGAAGGUCUCUCACUCUGCCAUGGCAUUCCCUCCAACACCUUCCAGACCAUUCCCAAGAUUAUUCCCAAAAUGAUUAUUCAUCAUCAAACCCAACCCUUACUCCUCAAUCAAGCCUCCAAUCAAUUCCUUCACUAACACACAAUUCCCACAUCCCCGAAUCCGCCGCCGCGCAAUUCCGAUGUCUGGCCACUCUCAAGGGCCACUCUUCUUACAUAUUCUCGCUUGCCUUGUCGGGAAAGCACAUCUACAGCGGCGCCUCCGACGGCGAAAUCCGCGUCUGGGGGCGCAGUCCCGAUUCGGCGGAUUUCGAUUACGCCGUCGUCGCGGAAGGCUACAGCGCCGCCAAGUCGAUGGUGGUGCUAGGAGAUAAGCUCAUCACGGCCCACCAUGAUCACAAAAUCCGAGUCUGGAAAAUCGACAGUGAUUCCGCAGCGAAUUACCACAAGUACAGAAUGAUUGCGACAGUGCCGACCCUGAACGACCGCUGCCUGAGGGUAUUCUCGCCGAAGAACUACGUCCAAAUCCGACGGCACAACAGGCGCACGUGGGUGCAUCACGUGGAUACCGUGUCGUGCCUUGCCUUGUCCGGCGACGGCGGUUUGCUCUACUCCGUUUCGUGGGAUCGAACCAUCAAAGUGUGGCGGACUUCCGAUUUCAAGUGCGUGGAGUCGGUGCAGAACGCUCACGACGACGCCAUAAACGCCGUCGUUUUGUCCAAUGACGACGACGGCUGCGUCUACACGUGCUCCGCGGAUAAGACAAUCAAAGUGUGGGCAAGGCGCGGCGGAGACAGUCACAGGAGGAAGCUUUCUCUUGUCUCCACGCUCGAAAAGCAUAAAUCUGCUGUCAACGCUUUGGCUCUCGGCGGCGACGGCUCUGUCCUGUACUCCGGCGCCUGUGACAGGUCGAUCAUCGUGUGGGAAUGCGACGGCGGAGGUGCGGCGGCGGUGGGGGCGCUGAGAGGGCACAAGAAGGCUAUUUUAUGCCUGGCGGCGGUGUCGGAUUUGGUGUGCAGUGGAUCGGCGGAUGGGACGGUGAGGAUUUGGCGGGGAGGGAGCGGGAGCGGGAAGAAGUACUCUUGUCUGUCUGUGUUGACAGGGCACAGGAGUCCGGUCAAAUGUUUGAUGGCGGCGGCUCUGGAUAGUGGUAAGAGAACCAACGGUGAAUCGAGGAAUUCUUACAUGGUCUACAGUGGCAGUUUGGAUUUUGAUGUAAGGGUCUGGCUCAUUGGGGUUCCGUUUUAGUGUCAUCCCAUUGAGCAUACCUUGAAAAGAGAAUUUCCACACCUGAUGAUCAUCCCCUUUUUUUUUUUUUUGGUUUGGAUCAUUUGCUUGGAAAAUGGAAGAGUGAAUGAGUUAUAACUGGUUGGAAUAUAGUGAAGUUUGAAAUUUUUUGAAGAAAUGUAUUGUAUGGAACCUAAGUCAAUACAUAAGUUGGGAUGGAAACCCAAGUUCUUUAUUAAAAAUU
Molecule: messenger RNA, 1508 nt
Organism: Andrographis paniculata
Lineage: Eukaryota; Viridiplantae; Streptophyta; Magnoliopsida; Lamiales; Acanthaceae
Product: protein JINGUBANG-like
Exons: 1
Coding region: 29-1285 (418 amino acids)
Molecular function (GO): protein binding
Source: RefSeq, a predicted model, not a curated record